This is a messenger RNA of Terrapene triunguis (Three-toed box turtle), 996 nucleotides long. RefSeq names its product cysteinyl leukotriene receptor 2 (gene CYSLTR2). The transcript has 2 exons. Bases 1 to 996 code for a protein of 331 amino acids. Lineage: Eukaryota; Metazoa; Chordata; Testudines; Emydidae. Gene Ontology annotation, molecular function: G protein-coupled receptor activity. The record is from RefSeq and is a predicted model, not a curated record. Gene Ontology annotation, cellular component: plasma membrane. Gene Ontology annotation, biological process: G protein-coupled receptor signaling pathway.
AUGGCAGUACAGAUUUUUUUAUUUUCAGGAAGUCAGAAGACCUCACACUUGAUUGAGUUAGUUUCAGAGAUGUGCCAAAAUGACAUCAACACGACAAACUCGGUCAACUGCUCUGUUGAUGACUUCAAGCAAGCUGUUUAUCCCACAGUAUAUCUCACAAUAUUUCCCUUAGGUGUCUUGGGAAAUGGCGUUUCCAUAUAUGUUUUCCUGAAGCUUUACAGGAAAAAGAGUCCAGUGAAUGUUUUCAUGCUGAACUUGGCUAUUUCAGACCUCCUGUUUGUGUGGACUUUACCCUUCCGGGCCUCCUACUACCUGAGGAACUCUCAAUGGGUAUUUGGGGAUAUAUUUUGCAGGAUUGUGUCUUAUUCCUUGUAUGUCAAUAUGUACUGCAGCAUUUAUUUUCUAACUGUGCUGAGCAUUGUUCGUUUUGUGGCUAUUGUUCAUCCUUUCAAACAUUUGAAACUAACCGCCAUCAAGUAUUCUAGAAUCAUAUGUGCGGUGAUAUGGGGUUUUGUGAUGACAGUUAGCAUUGUGCUGCUGUUCAAGGGAUGCACCAGCCCGGAGUACCCAUGCAGGUGCUUAGAUCUCCAAGAGGAGAGCGUAAAGAAGAUGCUCGUGAUGAACUGUAUUGUCCUGGUAGUGGGUUUCUUCCUCCCAUUUUGCACAAUAAUUUGCUGCUAUGUGCUUGUGAUCAAAGCUUUGCUUAAGCCCAGGGUUCCAAAAGCGAAGAUAAGAGCUUCUCAUAAGAAGGCAGUGUCAACCAUCGUCAUCACUUUAUUCAUGUUUCUGCUUUGUUUCCUGCCAUAUCACAUACUAAGAACUGUCUACUUGCUGGACAAGUGUAAGGUCAUUAUGGUCAACUCUUGCAAGUUGCUGGCUAAAGGGACAGCCAUCACUCAUUCCCUUGCUGUAAUGAAUAGUUGCCUAGAUCCUGUACUCUACUACUUUGCUGGAGAAAACUUCAAAGAGAGAUUCAAAAGUAUAUAUAAAAGAUAG